Molecule: messenger RNA, 1762 nt
Organism: Spirometra erinaceieuropaei
Lineage: Eukaryota; Metazoa; Platyhelminthes; Cestoda; Diphyllobothriidea; Diphyllobothriidae
Source: the annotation of a GenBank genome assembly
AUGUUCUUCUUCUUCUUCUUCUUCUUCUUCUUCUUCUUCUUCUUCUUCUUCUUCUUCUUCUUCUUCCUCUUCUUCUUCUUCUUCUUCACCCCCACGCUGCCCCACCCCGCAGGCUGGUGGAAUGAGUCCGUUCACCCUCGUAGCCUAGAAUGUUCGUUUCGUUUUAAACAAUCCCAGGAGCUACCGGCCGGUACGAGGGACGGCGCUCGUCGCUUGGGAACUGGGGCGCUACAAGGUGGACCUCGUUGCACUUAUCGAGACCAGGUUCUCCGAAGAAGGCCAACUAGAGGAGGUGGGUUCUGGAUACGCCUUUUGGAGCGGUCGUCCCAAGGCAGAGAGACGGGAGGCUGUCGUUGCCUUUGCCAUCCGGAACGACCUCGUGAGAAGACUGCUCUUUCUACCGCAGGGCAUCAAUGAAGUCUUUUUGAGCUUUCGCCUGCCGCUCCAUCAUCCGCGUUUACGCCUCCCAAUGACCAGCUCUGACGUGGCAAGGAAUAAGACCUGCUGGUGACAAAGGCGAUCCGCGAUGUCAACGGGUAGGCCGACCAUCGCUUCUUACUUUCCAAGAUGAGGAUUCCCCCCACUGCCACUCAGGAGACCUCAAGGUGUGGGACCAACAUAUAAAUUGAAUAUUGUCUUGUUGUCGCUGCCUGCUCCCCAUUUCCAUUUCAGCAAUUAACUCGCCAAAAGGCUAGCCAUCCUUCCAGUUGUCGCCCGUGAGGACGCGUACGUGGAGAACCGAUGGUGCUAACUGAGGGACACGAUCCAGUCAACCGCCCUGGCUGUCCUCGGCUGCGCUCGCCGUCAACAUCAAGAUUGGUUGGACGACAGUGACCGCCAUCAUCAAUCUACUCGCUGAGAAGAAUCGUCUGCACAAACCUGUGUCAGCCACCCUACUAACGGCACUAAAGCAGCAUUCUACCGUAGUAGCCGCCUUCUGUAAUGGCGGCUGUGGGAGAUACAGGUCUUGACGGCUUGCACGACAAAGGAGAUCCAGGGCUAUGCGGAUCGCAACGAAUGGAAGAGCUUCUUCGCCGCGAUUAAGGCCGUCUUCGGUCUGCUAACUAAGGCAGCUGCCCCUCUUCUCAGCGCCGACGGCUCUACCCUACUCACUGAGAAGACGCAACUCCUACAUUGAUGGGCCAAACACUUCAAAAACAUCCUCAGCCGUCCCUCCACAAUCACAGACGCCGCCAUCGCCCGUCUGUCUCAAGUGGAGACCAACGUCGACCUCGACCUCCCACCCUCUCUACACGAAACCAUCAGGACCGUGCAGCAGCUUUUCAGCAGGAAAGCGCCCGGAUCGAACGCGAUGCCCGCUGAGAUCUAUAAGCACGGUGAAUUAUCUACUGCGCUCUUCCAGGAGAUGUGGCGCCGACCUCGACCUCUCUCCCUCUCUACACGAAACUGACAGAGCCGUGCAGUGGUUCUUCAGCGGGAAAGCGCCCCGAUCGGACGCGAUUCUACCGAGAUCUACAAGCACGGCGGCUCCCAACUCGUGAAUCUUCUGACGGCGCCUUUCCAGGAGAUGAGACUUCAAGGUACAGCCCCGCAGGCUUUGAAGGACGCCACAACCGUUCAUCUCAACAAGCGGAAAGGGAGUCGCCAAAUGUGUGGGAAACACAUGAGUAUCUCCAUCCUCAACAUCCCUGGAAAGAUCUUCAAUCGCGUUCACCUCAAUCGCCUUCAUGGCCGCCUGGAACAGGCCCUCAUGCCGAAAGCCAAUGCGGCUUCCGCCUUCAUCGAGGCAUUAUCGACAUAA